Messenger RNA from Aspergillus glaucus CBS 516.65, 2075 nucleotides. Its product is annotated as pepsin-like aspartic protease. Gene Ontology annotation, biological process: proteolysis. Gene Ontology annotation, molecular function: aspartic-type endopeptidase activity. Bases 471 to 2018 code for a protein of 515 amino acids. Lineage: Eukaryota; Fungi; Ascomycota; Eurotiomycetes; Eurotiales; Aspergillaceae. The transcript is spliced from 3 exons. The record is from RefSeq and is a predicted model, not a curated record.
AGACAUGUAUUGUUGCAAGUCGCUCUUGGACCCCACGUGUAUAUCCUCCAAAUACCAUGCAAUACCACCAGGCAAACAACGUCGAUGAUGAAUCCGCUACCAUUGGACCAAGGCCAAGUGGGGGCGCCGAAAAUCCGAGCUACUGAUUCCGACUGAGCCGGCCAACGCUUAUUAUUAUUAUUAUCAGCCACGGAAGCAGCAUGCGAUACGACAUCAGGCACCAGCCGAUUCCAGGAUAUUCGGUUCAAAAAGCAAUAAUGUCUCCGCAGGCCCAAGGAAAUGAGCUGAUUCCAGACCUGCCUUCCUGCGCUCCAUCUUGUAUAUCGGAGUACAACAGCUUCCUCUAAAUACUGUUCAACCUUGCUGAUUGCUCAGUCAUCCUUCGGAUUCUGGAUAUUCUUUAGCUAUCUCCCGACGAGAUUUUUUUUUUUUUUUUUUUUAAGUGAAAAGAAAAAAGAAAAAAGAAAAAAAUGCGGAGCGCAUGGCUAUGGUCUUUCUUUGUCUAUCUUGCGCUUUCCAAGGCUCAUAUGUUGACGCUACACCGGAGAGAUGUUCCCUCCGUUGUGCCGCUAGACAUUCAACGAAAGGAUAUUCUUGAUCCUGUCCAUCGGGAUCGAAUGCGGCGGAGACGAGACCAAACUGUUGGUCAGAAGCUUGAUAAUGAGGAAACGCUUUAUUUUUGUAAUAUCACUCUUGGUACACCAGAACAGAGCUUGCGUUUGGUUCUUGAUACCGGAAGCAGCGAUCUUUGGUGCAAUGCAGCGAACUCCACUCUUUGCUCCUCUCUAGGUAGUCCUUGCCGCACAUCAGGUUCUUAUGAUGGUGAUUCUUCAUCCACCUAUUCCUAUGUUUCUUCCAACUUCAACAUAUCAUAUGCGGAUGGUUCAGGAGCGGUCGGUGACUAUGUAACCGACACUAUCCGCAUCGGAGGUAUCACUUUAAAGGAUUUCCAGUUCGGCGUUGGAUACUCGUCUAGCUCUUCUGGUAGGUUUAUAUACCAAUCAUUCCCUCCUACCAAAGAAAAAGACAAAGACAAAAAAAAAACGGUAUGGCUAAUCGAGCGUGAUUGUUGUGCAGAAGGUGUUCUGGGCAUAGGAUAUGCGUUGAAUGAAGUACAAGUCGGUCGGUUUGGCCAGAGCGCUUAUCCUAAUCUUCCUCGGGCGAUGGUUGAGAAUGGCCUGAUCAGUUCGAAUGCCUACAGCCUUUGGUUGAACGACCUGGAAGCAAACACAGGCUCGAUCUUAUUCGGCGGCGUUAACAAGGCAAAAUAUAUUGGCGAUUUGAAGACUCUUCCGGUUCAAACAGUCGACGGUGGCUAUUCGGAAUUUAUCAUUGCACUCACAGGAGUAGCCUUUGCAUCCGAGUCCGACAGCCACAGUUAUUCGUCAAAUUCACUACCGGCAGCGGUGCUACUCGACUCCGGAAGUUCACUGACGUACCUGCCGGACUCGCUUGUCGAAGACAUAUACAGUGACUUAAACGUUGUUUACGAAGCAUCAAGCGGGGUCGGCUACGUACCGUGCAGUCUAGCAGACGAGAGUAUCAAUAUCACAUACACAUUUUCUGAUCCUAGUAUCACGGUUGGCAUGGGCGAACUGACCCUCGAUUCGGGUCCUCUUUAUUUCCAUGACGGUACACGAGCAUGUGUGUUCGGUAUUGUUCCUGCUGGAGAUAGUACCGCUGUUCUAGGCGACACCUUUCUGCGCAGUGCAUACGUCGUCUAUGAUUUGGCGAACAACGAGAUUUCCCUCGCCAACACAAACUUUGACCCCGCCGAUGACGAUAUACUUGAAAUCGGGACAGGUGAUAAUUCUGUUCCCGGUGCUACAAGAGUUGCAAAUCCCGUUACAACCGUUGCCGUGGAUAAUGGUUCUGGGGCCCGAAUUGGGGGCCCAACCGGCAGUGUUUCUACGGAGUUACCAACAGCAACCAGUGCUGCCACUGCGUUGGGUGUAUGUUGUUGGCAUUCUAGGUUUUUAUAUAUAUAUGCCCAGGGACUGGAAACUUGUGUACAAUGAUACUGUAAAUACUCCGUGAUAUUAUGCAAUUUACUCUGUAUUUUGAGUGAGCUAGUU